CCUGGGCCUGUCACCGGCCGGGCUCCUGUCCCCCAAGGCUCGUGCCAGGCUGGGGCACGGGGUGGAGCUGGCCCCGCGCAGGCCCCUGGCGAAGGGCUGGAGCCAGAGGUCGGCGCGUCCCGUUCCUCAGGGGCUAACGCCGCUCACGACACGUCUCGCAGAGUGGAAGCUCCUGUCCCGUCUCGCCCGUGUCCUGGCCACACUCAUCACAGGGAACGUUCCUGCCCGAGGCGCUUCCACGUCACUCACGGGAUCGGUUCUUUCAGCAGUUGGUUUAGUGACUAUUUCCCUUGCUAGGGCGUCGCUAUCCGCAACCGGUGUCUUUCCUACCUCGGUUUCCAGCCUUCCCAUUUUGGCCAGGUCAGCCGCUCCCACACCCCCAGGUACACCAGUGUGUGAGGGGUCCAGUGAAAAGUCAGUCUCCUGCCUCCACUUCCAACCUCUGAACCGCCCGACAGUUCGGUUCUGGUUUUGUGAAGGGAACCGAAGUGGCCGCGUGCAGGUCAACAGCAAAACACCAGCCUCUCAUCUGCUCGGAGCCUGCAGUGCAGGGAGAAUUCACCUCAGCCAUAGACUUGGAGCUGAUGUGCCUUGAUCGAAGGCUCUUUCUUGUGCCCUCUCUGUUAGCCAUGGGACGAGGACAAGCCAUGGGACGAGGACACUGCGACCACCAUGCUGGAAGGAUUUGUCGGACAAACCAGCAGUGGGCGCGUGUCUCUGCUCACCUUGUGACUGAUACUCUUGGGUGCUCUUUUCUGCAAUUUUCCUUAGUGGGGCCAAGUCCACGUGUUCCUUCGAGCUCAGUUCCAGAAGAGAGAGACGUUUACUGAAAUAAAUCAGUUCAUGUGGCCCCGCGCCAUGGACUCCCGGCCCCUGUUCCACGCCCUGCACGCGGUGGCCGAGGACAACGUGGCCUUCUUCAGGCAGAGCGCCUCAGAGACGGGGCGCCGGUUCGUGGCGGCCUUCACGGCUAUCGGGGAGCACGCCCGCUGCCUGGAGCCGAUCCUGCGCCACUUCGCCAGCGUCUACCACGUCUUCGACCUGGACGAGGCCACACCGGCCAACGGGUACCGCAGCCUGGCGCAGACGGCGCGCUGCUGCCUGGCCCACGUCCUGCACAAGAGCCGCUACGUGGCCGCCAACCGCCGCAGCGUCUUCUUCCGCACGGGCCACAACGCAGCCGAGCUGGAGGCCUAUUGCGCCGCCCUGAGCCAGCUGCGGGCGCUGCUGUACCUGGCGCAGCGCCUGCUGACCCACAACCGCCCCGGCUGCCUCUUCCACCACGAGGAGCGCGGCCUGACCGAGCGGGUGCUGCAGGAGUACGGCACCCUGCACAAGGGCUGCUUCUACGGGCGCUGCCUGGGCUUCCAGUUCGCCCCCUCCAUCCGGCCCUUCCUCCAGACCAUCGCCAUCAGCCUGGUCUCUUUCGGCGAGAACUACAGACGCCACGACUCCGGCCUCAGCAUGGCGGCCAGCUCGCUGUUCACUUCGGGGAAGUUCGCCAUCGACCCAGAGCUGCGGGGAGCCGAGUUCGAGAGGAUCACGCAGAACCUCGACGUGCAUUUCUGGAAGAGCUUCUGGAACCUGACGGAGACCGAGCUGCUGGCUUCUGUGGCCAGCCUGGCGUCCACGCCGGUGCGGGUGAGCCGGGCGCUGACGGUGCCCCCUGAGCCCUUCGAGCUGCCGCUGGCUGCCGACCCCUCGCUGAGCAUCACUAUCAGCCCCCCGGUGGCGCACACUGGCCCAGGGCCUGUCCACAUGCGCCUCAUCUCCCACGAGCUGCGUGAGGGGCAGGACAGCGAGGCGCUCUCCGCGUUGGCCCAGGCUGAGGGCCCGCUGGGGCUGGAGCUGUGGCGCAAGGCGGCGCCUGCGCCCCCCUCGCCCCUCCUGCUGGUUCACUUCCAUGGCGGCGGGUUCGUGGCGCAGACGUCCAAGUCCCACGAGCCGUACCUGCGGGGCUGGGCGCAGGAGCUGGGCGCCCCCGUGCUCGCCGUCGACUACGCCCUGGCUCCCGAGGCCCCGUUCCCCCGCGCCUUGGAGGAGUGCUUCUACGCCUACUGCUGGGCCCUGCGUCACUGCCGCCUGUUGGGCUCCACGGCGCAGCGGGUCUGCCUAGCCGGGGACAGCGCCGGCGGGAACCUCUGCCUCACCGUGACCAUGCGGGCAGCCGCCUUCGGCAUCCAGCUGCCCGACGGCAUCAUGGCGGCCUAUCCUGUCACCCUGGUGCGGGCCGCGGCCUCGCCCUCCCGCCUGCUCACGCUGCUCGACCCCCUGCUGCCCCUCAGCGUGCUCUGCAAGUGCCUCAGCGCCUACGCCGGCACGGAGCCGGCGGAGGGCGAGCCCCCCGGGCUGGAGAAGCUGGGCCCAGUGAACAUGAUGCGGCGGGACACGGCGCUGCUGUUGCGGGAGCUGCGGCAAAGCGCCUCGGCCUGGCUGGGGGCGCUGCUGGACGGCCCGGGGCGCAGCAACGGGGCCGGUGCAGAGGCCCUGCGGACGAGCGUCUCGGAGGCAGUGCUGGACGAUGACUCAGCUGUCAAAUCCAGGGGCUCCCACAAGAGCCAGACCUGCCAGGAUCUAUUGUGUGGGGUGUCAGCCCCCCUUGCCCCUGCAUCUGCCCCCCCUCAGGGCAGCCCCCCUAGUUUCUUCCUGAGUGGGGGGCAGCUGGAGGAAGAGGCCCCUGGGGACGAGGUGCUGCAGUAUCCUGAUGGCUUUGAGCCGCUGCGCUCGGACCAGCCCUCCACCAGCAUCACCCUGGAGGCAUCGCCUGUGGUGAAGAACCCCUUCAUGUCGCCCCUCCUGGCUCCGGACAGCAUGCUGCGAGGGCUGCCGCCGGUCCAUAUCGUGGCCUGCGCCCUGGACCCCAUGCUGGACGACUCAGUGAUGUUUGCCCGGCGGCUGCGGGAGCUGGGCCAGCCAGUGACACUGCGGAUUGUGCAGGACUUGCCGCACGGCUUCCUGAGCCUGUCACAGUUGUGCCGUGAGACCCGCCAGGCAGCCGCACUCUGCACACGCGUCAUCCGUGAGAUCCUGCUGCCCCCGCAGCCCACGCCACCCACCGCCCCGCCCUCGCCCCGCAAGCACCGCAAGCUGGAGCGGACGCUGCCCUCAGGGGCUGCCACGGGCCAGAUCGCCACGGGUUUGGCCACGCCCAGCCUCAAGAGUCCCACCCCAGCUGCCUUGGAGACCAUGCCCGGCCAGGGGGGUCGGGCCCCAGUGGAAACCCCCCACAGGCGGGAGCCGGGGCCCCAGAGUGGCCCGGCGGGCAGGGAGGUGGGGGCCUGAGCCCCUGGCCGUGGUCAGGGAUUUCCUAGGAGCCCCAUGGUGCUUUUCUCUCUGUGGCUUCCGAGUAGGGGGAGAAGGGAAGGGCCCCACCCUGAGAGUCUGGCUGCCCCCCCUAGUCCCCAGGGACUUGUCUGUAGCGGUUUUUGCUGGACAGGUGUUUGCUGCUGUCUGUAUCCUGUGGCCUGAGGAGGGGGUGUCUCCCGUCCUCCUCCCCCAGUCCCUCCUGGGCUCCCACACUCCAGCGUUGCUCGGGACGGGCCCCCCUGCGCUCCAAGGGACGCCCCAGGUGCCAGGCCUGAGCGGAGGGUGCAGCCCCAGGCCCCAUCUUCCACGCUGACUCCAGGGGUGGAGCAGACAAGCUGGGCUGCCACCCCAUACUCUGGGGGUGGGGAUAGGGUGGGAGCUCUUUGCCCCCCUCCUUUCCCUGUGUGCAGUGGGGGGAGUCCACUCCAGCCCAUCUGCCCCCCUAGACUACUCACUCCCCUGCCUGCUGGUGCUGUGAACCAAAUGGAAGGUUGGGGGUGCGCUCCCUCCUGGGGGCGCUCCAGGGACCCCCAUCCACAACCUUCAGUUUUGUAAAUAAAAGGCUGUUUGAUAUUGA
This is a messenger RNA of Gopherus evgoodei (Goodes thornscrub tortoise), 3883 nucleotides long. RefSeq names its product lipase E, hormone sensitive type (gene LIPE). The coding region runs from base 844 to 3282 and encodes 812 amino acids. The record is from RefSeq and is a predicted model, not a curated record. Gene Ontology annotation, cellular component: cytosol. Gene Ontology annotation, biological process: triglyceride catabolic process; cholesterol metabolic process. Gene Ontology annotation, molecular function: sterol ester esterase activity; triacylglycerol lipase activity. The transcript has 10 exons. Lineage: Eukaryota; Metazoa; Chordata; Testudines; Testudinidae.